Molecule: messenger RNA, 1912 nt
Organism: Brassicogethes aeneus
Lineage: Eukaryota; Metazoa; Arthropoda; Insecta; Coleoptera; Nitidulidae
Source: the annotation of a GenBank genome assembly
UAACCACAGAAGUACCUUAAAAUCUAGCCACAAGUUAGAUUUUAAAUAUAGCGCCAUUGAAGUAACCAAUCAAAUACGUUGAUUUUCCACAAAUUAAAAGCUAUGUUGGCAACUGUUGCCUGUAAACACGUAAUUUAAUUUUUAACCAAGUUCAGAGAGGGCGCUUUAUUUGGCUCCAAACUAUAUACUCUUUAAGAUAGUCAUCUAUUGGUUUGGUUUAGGGUUAUGUCCAUGGUUUAUUAGUUAUACUCCCAUCUGAUACACGCGCUUACCUUACGAGCGAUUGCAAAAUGCCUAAAACUAAAGAUUGGCGAUGUCAUGUAUUUGGUGAACCACAAAAACUUUCUGAAAAAAUGUUGCCGACAUAUAAUGAUAUAACUAAAUAUUAUUUGUUGGUCAGAAAUGAUUUUCCUGAAUUAAAUGGUGGGAAAGACCCUGCUAUCAAAGAUGUGUGUAAAAUUAUUUCCUCUGACAUCGAGAAAAUAUGGAAUAAAUCUUUGAUUCCUAUUCCAUCAACAAGUUGUGGCGAGGUUGAUUUCAUAUUACAACAAGUACAAGGGCGUGAAAAACUUCGCAAUGAUGUAAAAAAGUUGUUCUGCGACGAGUCCAAAAAUCUAUUUGAUAUUGCUACUUGUAAAAGCGAUUCAAAGAAUUUGUGCAAAUGUGCUGUUAAAUUUCCUGUUACGGAAAACCACUUUUUAAAAGACCAGCGAGAAGAUCGUCGAUCGAAGUCUCUACUUCGCAAAAUAGAUGAGAAAAGAAAGUAAAAGGAAUUCCUGAAAAUUUCUACCGAUACUCCAAGUACUUUUUCUUCUUUAGUUGUGCAUUGCACAACUGAAGCAGAAUAAGUACUUGUGCAAGACGUAGAAAGUUCUUCUUCAGAUGCUAUGCAAUAUUACUAUGCAAUCAUAGUAAACGCUGCAUUAUUGGAUUUAAAUACAACUAGUAAAGAAGAUGUAUCCAGAGUAAUAGAUCGAGGUAAAUUACGACGGUAGCGCCAAAAACUUCGGAAAGAUUUACAAUGAUUAGAAAGAAAACCCCUAACUGCGCUUUGUAUUGAUGGCCGCAAAGACAAGACGAUAAAUGUUAUUAAAACUGGAAGCAAUACACAGCGGAAAACCAUUAAUGAAGAACACAUUUACUUAAUAUCAGAGCCCGGGUCUGAGUACAUUGGCCAUCAGUUCACUUAGGAAAUGCAAUAAAAACUAGAAUUGAAUAUUUGGACAAGUCUUGAAUUUCGAACAUGCAGGUGCCUAACACAGGCAUCUCAGGUCACCAGGCAUCAAGCAGCCUUUUGCAUAACCCAGAGGACGUCAUCUUUGGUUGCAAUAGGAUGUGAUGGUACCGCGGUAAAUACUGGGCAUAAAAACCGCGUCAUCGAUUUACUGAAAAAACAUUUUGGUCGCCCUUUACAAUGUUUGUGCGUUUACAACAUGCAAACGAAUUACCACUUCGACAUCUCUUUACAUACCUCAAUGGUACAACAAGAGGGUCGAAAAUUUUUUCAGGUGGUAAAGAACUGGAGAAGCACCUGAACUAUGAAGUAAUGGAUUUUUUAUGCUAUGUUACAAGAUGACGAGUCCAACAUCAGAGAACUAGCAUUGUGAAAAAUAUUUAAGGCCAGAAAAGAAUCAAAAGGUUCGAGAUUACGGGAAUUUAAGCUUCCACAACUAAACACUAAAGCAUUACAUUAAUUAACAAGUUAAUUCACUGGGCGACAAAAAGGUAACUCAACCACCUAUGACUAUAAAAUAUCAUGAUACAUAAAUUACCGAUAUGAUUUCUUCGGGUGACCAUUCCCUAUACUUCCAAAAAUUUCCGUGUCACACCCAAGCAGUGGAACGCUGUGUAAAACUGGUUAGUAAAUCUUCAGUCUCGGAUUGUGGAUCGGAAACAAGAAUUAAAUCCAGAA